UAACUCACCCACAUUUUAUAUUCAGCCUUGUAUACAUUAUGGCUGACGACUGGGUAGUUGAUGAUGAUGCCGCAGCUGUUGUAGCACCUGAGGUGCCAGACAUCAAACUCUUCGGCAAGUGGAGCACUGAGGAUGUCCAAGUCAGCGACAUCAGCUUGACAGAUUACAUUGCAGUCAAGGAGAAGUACUCCACCUAUCUGCCCCACACAGCAGGACGUUAUGCCGCCAAGAGGUUCAGGAAAGCCCAGUGCCCCAUUGUUGAGCGUAUAACCAACUCCAUGAUGAUGCAUGGACGUAACAAUGGCAAGAAACUGAUGACAGUCAGAAUCAUCAAGCACUCCUUUGAGAUCAUCCACCUUCUCACAGGAGAGAACCCUCUGCAAGUGCUGGUUAAUGCCAUCAUCAACAGUGGACCCCGUGAGGACUCCACCCGUAUUGGCCGUGCCGGUACUGUCCGUCGCCAGGCUGUUGACGUGUCGCCGCUGCGUCGUGUCAAUCAGGCCAUCUGGCUGCUGUGCACUGGAGCUCGCGAAUCUGCCUUCAGGAACAUCAAGUCCAUUGCUGAGUGCUUAGCUGAUGAACUCAUCAAUGCGGCCAAAGGCUCUUCCAACUCCUACGCCAUCAAGAAGAAGGACGAGUUGGAGCGUGUUGCCAAGUCCAACCGUUAAUUGUACUACUGUACUCUGAAUGGAGCAAUAAAAUAACAACGCUACUUGAAA
Messenger RNA from Nematostella vectensis (starlet sea anemone), 719 nucleotides. Its product is annotated as 40S ribosomal protein S5. Gene Ontology annotation, biological process: ribosomal small subunit assembly; translation. The coding region runs from base 39 to 668 and encodes 209 amino acids. The transcript is spliced from 5 exons. Gene Ontology annotation, cellular component: cytosolic small ribosomal subunit; ribosome. Gene Ontology annotation, molecular function: mRNA binding; rRNA binding; structural constituent of ribosome. Lineage: Eukaryota; Metazoa; Cnidaria; Anthozoa; Actiniaria; Edwardsiidae. The record is from RefSeq and is a predicted model, not a curated record.